AUGACUCCUGAAGACUAUCAGGUAAUACAUUCAUCUUACUUGUACAAGAAGACCAGAUUAAAAUGGCAGAAGAUAUGGGUGGUUCUCAGGAACUGUCAGUUGAGUUACUAUAAAGAUGAAAAGGAAGCUAAGCCUUUAAAGGUGAUAAAUCAGAUGGAUCUUCAGACAUUCAAUGUCACUGAUAGGUUGAAUGUGUAUACCACCAAGAAGACGUUGCAUUUCAAGGAUGUGGAUCAAACCUGGAUAGAUAGUUGGCAGAAGUUUUUCAAUUACAAACAACAGACAGAGGUAGAACAAUUGAAUACCGAACAUAUUACAUGUGCAACUGAUCCGGCUAAAGGAACUUGCAGGCCAUUGAACCUUUCAGGAGAAUAUCUCAUUCAAACAGGUCUGCUUCAUAAGAAAAUCCACAAAACCAAUAAUUGGAAGAAACUUGACAUAGUGCUUACUAAUCGGAACCUCUAUUUGUUCCACCAUAAAUCAGAAAAGAUCUAUCGAAACAUCAGCACCAAAGAUAUCAAGGAUGUGAUAGAAUUCGACCGGAAAAAAUGGUGUUUGGUGGUAAUAACUGAAUUGUGUAACUUUAAAUUUGCUGCCAAAGACGAAGCUUUGUUAAUAAAUUGGCUUUCGGCCAUUAAAACUGUAGUUGCCGUUCAUAGUGUGUAA
Molecule: messenger RNA, 666 nt
Organism: Yamadazyma jaroonii
Lineage: Eukaryota; Fungi; Ascomycota; Pichiomycetes; Serinales; Debaryomycetaceae
Source: the annotation of a GenBank genome assembly